AUGAAGGUGAAAGCAUGUGUGCAGAGUAAAAAGGGAAAACAAGAAAUCACACAUAGAAGUGAUGAGAGAGAGAGAAAUUUGGGGGAGACCCAUGUCAUUGAACUACAUAGUAUUACUUCGAUUGUGAGAUUUCUAUACUAUUUAUUCGCCGUCUAUACGAUUUAUUCGUCGUCUAUACUAUCGCAGGUCCAAAUUAUACAUAUUGUUAUGAUGUCGCCACCCGUACACACGGUUGGAAUGGAUGUGGAUGAGAUAAAUGCUACUCAAGAUCGGCAAAGACGAACUGCAGAUUACAGCUGA
Messenger RNA from Arabis nemorensis, 300 nucleotides. Lineage: Eukaryota; Viridiplantae; Streptophyta; Magnoliopsida; Brassicales; Brassicaceae. The record is from the annotation of a GenBank genome assembly.